Messenger RNA from Aphis gossypii (cotton aphid), 1302 nucleotides. Its product is annotated as testis-specific serine/threonine-protein kinase 2-like. The transcript is spliced from 3 exons. Gene Ontology annotation, cellular component: cytoplasm. Bases 116 to 1267 code for a protein of 383 amino acids. The record is from RefSeq and is a predicted model, not a curated record. Lineage: Eukaryota; Metazoa; Arthropoda; Insecta; Hemiptera; Aphididae. Gene Ontology annotation, molecular function: tau-protein kinase activity; ATP binding; protein serine/threonine kinase activity. Gene Ontology annotation, biological process: intracellular signal transduction; microtubule cytoskeleton organization; protein phosphorylation.
AAUAAAUAAAAUUACUGUUAUAUUCUAUUACUAUUAGAAAAUUUUUUUUUUUUUUUUAGUCAUAGAAAUUGAAUUGUUUAAAUAAAUAUAUUGAUUAUAGCAGUAUUAAUCAAUCAUGUUUUUAUUUUUUCAUAAAACUAUGAAAUCGAAUAAAAAAUUAUCAAAAACAAAUGUUUUAAAGUCUGAGGGAUAUAUUAUAUUAGAUCACAUAUCAAAUGGAAGUUAUGGUGAAGUAUGCCAUGCUAAAUACAUACAAGAAGAAAAAGAAUUGAAUUUGGUAGUGAAAAUAAUCGAUACAAAACAAACAAGCAAAGAGUAUGUUUCUAAAUUUUUGCCUCGAGAGCUAGAUGUCAUACGUCAAAUAAAUCAUCCGUAUAUAAUCUAUACACACAGUAUUUUACAAAAAAAAGCUGUGUUAUUUGUUUUUAUGGCAUUUGCAGAAAGAGGUGAUGUUUUGCAAUACAUUAUCGAUCAUGGGCCAUUAAAAGAGAAUCAAGCUCGUAUAUGGUUUAGACAGCUAGCAUUAGCAGUGCAAUAUUUACAUGCAAUGGAAAUAGUACACCGGGAUAUAAAAUGUGAAAACAUCCUUAUCACUGAGCAUUAUACUAUCAAGUUAACAGAUUUUGGUUUUUCAAAAUUUGUUAACAGUUCCAAAAAACUGAACUGUAAUACUUAUUGUUGUUCAUUGGGUUAUGCAUCACCAGAAAUAUUGACUACACGUCCAUAUGAUGGAAAAAUAUCUGAUAUAUGGUCACUUGGAGUGGUAUUAUAUGUCAUGCUCAAUAAGAAAAUGCCUUUCAAUAGAAAAAAUAUGAAGUUAAUGUAUAAGCAACAAGUCAAACGAGAUUGGGAACAUCAACCCUCAAUAGAGAAAAUAAUAAGUGAGAAUUUAAAAAUAUGUAUAGAUAGUAUUUUACAACCAGAGCCUAGAAAGCGUUGGACAAUUGAUGAAAUAUUGAAUAGUGAUUGGAUAAAAAUGAAUCAAAAAUUGGUUAAAAUGACAGAACAAGAGUCAUUUGCUCUUAUUGAAGCCCUAAAUCAAGAUAAAACAAUACAUCAAAAACAAUUAAAAAAGAUAAAAGCAAAUAAAUCAGACACUCAACAAAUAUUGGGCAAGAGAUCUCCAAGAUUUUUCAGUAUAACACAACAGUUGGAAUCAAUAUCCAGUUCAAAUAGAGGAACAAAUGAAUCUAAAUAUAUGUUGAAACGUUCUCAACGGAUUGUGCACACAGAUAACUUAUUGAAUAGCAAUAAUGACAUAACAUAAAAUUAAAAAUUAAAAAUAAUUAUUAUAACAACAAA